AUGAAUCGAGCGAAAGAGGAGGGGAAGCGACCAGGCGUGGCAAAGUUAGAUUUUCCGGAUAGCGAAUCAGACGACCGCAUUAGCAUAGACGAGGAAAAUGUUUGGGAUUCGGAUAUAAGCAUUGCAGAUGAUGACCUUAUAUUAGGCGAUAAUGAAAAAGGAGAAGCGGAAGCAAAACAACCCGAUGGAAGCAGUUCAGCGGAUACGCUUAAGGAAGGCAUAUUCAGGGUGGAACGCAGUGAAGACAUAACGGAUGGACACAUCGUGGGUGACCCCCCUGAAGGGAGGAAACAAGGGGUGGUAUUAAAUUGUAUCGAAGAGAAACAUAACAAGGAACAGAAUCAGAAGAAGGAGACCCAUAAUACGGGUGAGCAAGUGAACGACAAAGGACCCCCCCCAAAUGUGAACCUGCAUGAUGAUGAACAAUUUAUUGGCAAUUCAGGGGAAUGCACAAUUGAGGAGGAAAAAAAUUCUCCCCUUUCUCAUGGAUCAAAAGUUAUUCAGGAGGAAUAUCCUCCAAAUCAAACCAACCAAAAAUGUGCGAAUUAUUCCGUACAAACGGAUAUGAUAAAAAUGGAUUUAUUUUCUGAUAAAAAGGGUGAAAAUAGCCUGAACAGUGCAGGUGAAAAAAAUAUAGGAGAAAAUAUCCAAAGGGGAAGGAGCAAAGAGGAUUUGUUGCCUGAUCAAACUACCUCCCUGAAUGCUCCGAUGGAGCAGAGUGGGAUAUCCCCUCAAUUGUGUGAAGAACAACCCGAUGUUAUCACACAAGACGAAGGACAAAUGCACACAGAAGUGGACACCACGACGCAGCUACAGGAGCAGUGUGAGAAUUUAAAAAAAAAAUUAGAGGAAUAUGAGAAGAGGAACGAAGAACAAACAAAUAUGCAAAAUGAACUGUUGGAAAAACUGAAGAUGUACGAAAACAAUUGCAACGAAAUGAAGAAGGAGAAAAUAGAAGGAGAAAAAAAUUAUGAACAAAUUAAAAAGUAUUGUAAUCAAAUUAGGAACAAAUGCGAUGAGUAUGAAAAGAAGUUGCAGGAAGUGCAGCGCGAAAUGGAAGAAAAUAAAAAUGUGAUUAAGCAGAAGGAAGAAGAAAUGAAAGAAAAUAUAUCCAAGACAGAAGAGGAGCUCAUUAGGAAAGAGCAGACCAUACAGGAAAUGCAAAAUACAAUUGAAAAAUAUAAAAUGGAGAUAAACGAAUGGGAAAAUAACCUCAUGCAGAAUGAUGAACAAAAACGGAAUGACCAAUUGAUGUAUAAAAAAGCUAUAGACAAUUUGGAGAAUAAAAUUACCAACCUGCAAAAGGAACUAAUUAACCAAGAGGAGGAAAAUUCUCAACUGAAAAAUAAAUACAAAGAACUUAAUGAUGAAUACACAUACUUAAAAAUGAAGGAAGAAAAAAAUGAAGAAAAUAUUUGCAACUUAAAGUCGAACUUGCAAAUAAAUGAGAAGGAAAGUUUUGUGAAAUAUGAAAUGAUCCAAGAACAGAAUAAUAAAAUUGAUCAGCUACUCAUGGAAAAUAAAAAAAACUUAAAAGAUAUAGAACUGCUGAGGAGUGAAAAGAGUAAAGUCGAAAAUGAAAAUGAACUUUUGAAGAAGGAUCUGGUGUACGUACAGGAAAAAUUAAAAAGUAUCGAAAAAUACAGCUACGACAUUUACGAAAUGAAAAAUUAUGUGGAGACAAUUAUCGAGAAGAACAGAAACUUAAUGGAACAGUUGGAGUCGGAGAAAAAUCAGAAAGAAGAACUGAAAGAGAAAAUAAAAGUUUUCCUUACCGAAAUAAAUAAUUCUGCAAUAUGUCUCAAAUCGUACAAAAUGAAAUGUUCCUUCUUUGUUGACGUUCUGAGGAAGUAUGAAGCGAAGAUGUGUUUUCUUCAGAAGAAGCUGAAGGGUUACGAGUCUUCGGAGAGUUUCCAUGCCAGGUGGAUGACGCAUCCCGCGUUGGGCGUAACCCUGGGGGAGGUGGGAAUUGACUGUGUAGGUAAUUUGUGUAACAACGGUCCAGAAAACCUGGGUGACCAUCAUAAAAAUUGCAUCAAACAAACCAUCCUCCUCAGGGAGGAACUCCAAAUGGAGAUAAGCAAAGCAGAAGAAGUAACAGAAAAAAUGCUGAAACUACAAAACAUAGUGAAAGACAAAAAUUUACUCAUUAAUGAAAAAAACUACAAACUGAACAAAUAUAAGCUCCUAAAUCAAAAUUUGAAAAAUGCCAUCGUGGGGUACCAAUGUAGCAUGCAAGUAAUGAAGGAAAACAUACAUAACUUAGAAAAACAAAUCGCAAUGAAGGAAGUGAAAAGUAUAAUGGUACCACCAAAGGUGACGGUGCACGUGUCAAAAUUGGCUUCCUUUGAAAAUAAUUUAAAAAAUGAGAUCAAGGGCUUUAUUGGAAAUUCCUCCACCUUCUUAGAAAGCACCUUUAAGUAUAUAAAUGAAAACCCCAUUAAAAAGAACCUCCAAAAUAAAGCCUUCUUUUCCUCCACAACGGAGAAGAAAAGUGACGAAGGAGAAAACAGAGGGGGUAGCACCGUUAAGGAGGCCCCUACAAGUAGUGUGUCCAGUGCGGAAGGGGCAAUACCAAAUGUGGAUAAUACCAGCAUCGGAACCGCCAGCCCAGGGGAUGGUACCCUCACCGAUGUCACUGGGUUUGCUAAAAAUUUUAUUUACACGAAUAUGAAUCGAAUCCCCAAUUUCAUCUCAGACCAGAACGGUAAAAAUAGUUCCGCCCAGGUGGACGUGGCGGCGAGAAGCGAGUCGGCCCAUCCGGGUGUAGACACCGUCGUUUGGAAGAAUGAAGGGGGAACUAUAGAGGAAAUGCAUCCGGAGGGAAACGAGGUAGAAGACAACCCCAUAGAUGAUAAGCACGUAGAUCCGAACCAGGUGAAUUACACCAAGCCGGAUAUAAACCGAGAUGGAAAAAACAAAUACAUCGAUCUGUUCAUGGGGAAAAAGAAUCUGAACAAAGUCAACAGCACAAGUGAUAUUUUUAACGUGCAACACGUUUCGCAGUUUUAUAUGAACACAGAAAAUAAAAUUAAGGACUUAUUCGACAUGAAUAAAAAGAAGGAAUCCCUGAAAAUAAAAGAAAAGGAGGAAUCUCAGAAAAGUUUCCAUUCCAGUGAAAAUGCCUUUUUCCCCAUGCACAUCUUCGGUGGUAGCAAAAUGAAACAAGGAUUUCCAACUCGUCCAGCGGAUGAAAAAAAUGACGAUGAAUUAGGUUCAGCCCCGAUAUCUGAGGAGAACUCAAAUAAGUACGAUCUUGCUGGGUGUAAAAAGAAGUCCCUAAAUAGUUUGUAUUAUGAUAACAAGCCAGAAGCGGAGGGGAAUACAAAAGAGGAGAAAAAGGAAAUGGACAGACGCCAGGAAAAGUUACUUCCCAGUUCGUCUGACGAAGACGCACAAAUAAACGACGAUGUUUGGAAUGAGAAAAUCGAUUUGGAUAACUUCGAAGUGGAAGAGUUGUAA
This is a messenger RNA of Plasmodium knowlesi strain H, 3462 nucleotides long. RefSeq names its product conserved Plasmodium protein, unknown function. Bases 1 to 3462 code for a protein of 1153 amino acids. NCBI's taxonomy places the organism in Eukaryota, Apicomplexa, Aconoidasida, Haemosporida, Plasmodiidae. The transcript is spliced from 2 exons. The record is from RefSeq and is a predicted model, not a curated record.